Molecule: messenger RNA, 2925 nt
Organism: Oppia nitens
Lineage: Eukaryota; Metazoa; Arthropoda; Arachnida; Sarcoptiformes; Oppiidae
Gene: Vps11
Product: vacuolar protein sorting-associated protein 11 homolog
Exons: 7
Coding region: 96-2921 (941 amino acids)
Biological process (GO): intracellular protein transport; organelle fusion; vesicle-mediated transport
Cellular component (GO): endosome; HOPS complex
Molecular function (GO): protein binding; protein-macromolecule adaptor activity
Source: RefSeq, a predicted model, not a curated record
UAAACAAAACAAACAAUUUUUGAGACAACAGAUGAUUAGGAUAUUUGAUAUUUAAAUAUUAAUUGUAAGACAAUUUUGUGUCAAAUUUAUAGAUAAUGGCUUUUCUUCAGUGGAGACGAUUCAAUUUCUUUGAAAAACAGAUCCUCAAAGACGAGUCCAAUCCAUUCAGUGAUUUGUUAAGGAAGACACGCAUCACGUGUUCGAGUUCUGGCGGAUCACAUAUAAUCGUCGGCGACAGCAAUGGAUGGAUACAUAUAAUCGACAGACAGUUGCAGUUCUCAUCGUUUGUCGCCUACAAAGUGAUAGUUAGUCACUGCCAUCAAGUGAUAUCUUCGGCCUAUUUGUUUACAGUUGGUGGCGAUGAGGCCGGUAUUAAUCCUGUCGUCAAGAUAUGGAAUCGCGAGAAACUUAAUGCAGAAGGAGUUCCAUACUGUUCACGAGUAAUACGACUGUCGACCGGAUUAAUACCGUCGCCGGUGACGGCAAUUGACGUGUUGGACACAAUGAUGAUGUGUAUAGCCUUUGCCGACGGACAUAUACUUUUGUUUAGAGGAGAUAUAACACGAGACAAAAAUUGCAAACAAAAACUGAUUGCCAUAUCCACGAGUCCUGUCACUGGUCUGGCAUUUAAAGUCAACAACACUCCCGGCAUUAAAUCAAUGCACAAACAAAUUAUUUUGUUUAUAUCAACGAGUAAAGAGAUAAUUAGUUAUAAUGUGACCACAAGAGACAAAGAGAUCAAAACUAUUUUAGAUGCCUUCGGAUGUGAUGUUCGCUGUUCUUGUCUGAAGAAUGAUCCCAAACAAUUGGAAGCGCUAUUUAUUGUGGGGCGUAAAGAUGCCAUUUAUUUUUAUCAAACCGAUGAACGCGGACCGUGUGUGGCCUUUGAAGGCGAGAAACUAAUGCUUUAUUGGUAUCGAAAUUAUUUGAUAGUUAUCGGCAAAGAGACGCCAACUUCGAUCAACAAUGAAAAGCUAAAUGAAGUUCAAAACAUGCAAAUAAUUACCAUUUAUGACAUCUCACACAAAUUUAUUGCUUAUUCAUCGCCCAUUCCUCCUGUGAGUGAAGUAUUUGGUGAAUGGGGUUCUCUUUAUUGUAUAACCACUGAUGGCCGAGUAGUAUAUCUUCGUGAAAGUGAUACACAAACUAAACUCGAAAUGUUAUUUAAGAAAAAUCAGUUUUCUUUGGCUAUUGAUUUAGCAAAGUCUCAACAAUACGAUUCUGAUGCUCUCUCAGAUAUAUUCAAACAUUAUGGCGAUCACUUGUACCGUAAAGGUGAUCACGACGCGGCUAUUGCACAAUAUAUACAUACUAUCGGCCGAUUGGAGGCUAGUUAUGUGAUACAAAAGUUUUUGGACGCCCAACGAAUACAUAAUUUAACCGCUUAUUUACAAGCACUUCACCGCAAAGGUUUGGCUAAUGAAGAUCACACAACAUUGCUGAUCAACUGUUACGUCAAACUUAAGGAUAAGUCUAAAUUGGAUGAGUUUUUAAAGUCGGAUGAAUACGAUGCCAACAUUUGUCAUUACGACGUGGAAACUGCUAUCAAAGUGUUACGACAGGCCGGCUAUUAUGAUAACGCUCUCUAUUUGGCCACAAAACAUAAGCGCAACGAUUCAUUUCUCAACAUUAGUUUAGAGGAUAAGCACGACGCCAACGCUGCCAUUGAUUACAUGAAACAUAUGGAUUGGCCUGAAGUUUGUGAUUAUAUGAAAAAGUAUGGACGCAUUCUUAUGAAUGAAGAACCGGACAAAACUACUGAUAUACUCAAGAGGUUGUGCACUGAGUAUAAACCUGAAGAACAAUCAUUGGAUGACCAGAUAGUGACCGGUUUGGAUCUGUUGACAAUGUCUGAAAGACAACGUCCGAAUCCAGAAGAGUUUAUUCAUAUAUUUGUCAAAAACUCACAGAAACUCAUCGAUUUCUUGGAAUAUAUGAUAGAAAUGCGUGACAACGACUGUUCGGCUGAAGUACACAACACUUUGCUUGAACUUUAUUUGCAAUCUUAUAAAACUGAGAUUAAAGAGGAUGGUUUAGCAAUAAAAGAGUCGCAAAUUUUAAAGUUGUUGAAGAAUAAUGAAGCCAAGUAUGAAGUGGAACAGGCAAUGGUAUUGUGCCAAAUGAGUCACUUUGACGCCGGUUUACUAUAUCUCUAUGAAAAAGCAAAGAUGUUUAAACCAAUUCUUAAUUAUUACAUAUCCAAUGGUAAUGGCGCUAAUGUUUUAGAAAUUUGUCAAAAAUAUGGUAACGAAGACUCUAAUCUAUGGGUCGAUGCUCUCUGGUAUUUCUCAAAGACAGAAGACAAUGAAAAAACAAUUAAAGUGAUCAAUGAAAUAGAGACCAAACGAUUACUCCAACCGAUUAUGAUUAUAGAGAUAUUAUCGCGGAGUGAGUCGGCCACACUCGCUGUCGUUAAAGACUAUUUGGUCCGAUGGCUAACCCGAGAGAACGAACAAAUGGCUGAAAAUGACAAACUUAUCGAUCAAUUCAAGGACGACACCGAACGUAUGCGACAACAGAUCGAUGAGAUGAGAAGUGCACCGAAAGUAUUUCAAGCGACCAAAUGUAGUGCUUGUAAUCAUCAGUUAGAGUUACCAUCCGUUCAUUUUCUAUGCGACCAUUCCUACCAUCACCACUGCUUCGAGAGUUAUGCCGCUGAAAAUGAUUCCGAUUGUCCGCUUUGUUUGCCUGAAAAUAGGAAAAUUUUGAGUCAAAUUCAUACAUUAGAAAAUGUUAAAAAUGUUAACGAAAUGUUUGAAAAACAAUUACAAGAAUCGGACGACUGUUUUACUGUAAUAUCUAAUUAUUUUAGUCAAGGAAUCUUUAACCGAUUGUCGCCCCUCACUGAUGAAAGUGUCCUACAAUCCGGUGCGUCCGGUCGACCCAAUACUUUAAAUUUAGUUAAUUAUAAUACAUUUUAAUAUA